Messenger RNA from Pseudoliparis swirei, 5505 nucleotides. RefSeq names its product MIB E3 ubiquitin protein ligase 2 (gene mib2). The coding region runs from base 117 to 3179 and encodes 1020 amino acids. The record is from RefSeq and is a predicted model, not a curated record. Gene Ontology annotation, biological process: protein ubiquitination. Gene Ontology annotation, molecular function: ubiquitin-protein transferase activity; zinc ion binding; protein binding. Lineage: Eukaryota; Metazoa; Chordata; Actinopteri; Perciformes; Liparidae. Gene Ontology annotation, cellular component: cytoplasm. The transcript has 19 exons.
UAGGAUGACGGCUUCAUAGCGCUCAGGAUUUCAGAUGGUCCUGCUGGUUGACCCGGGAGAGCGGCGGAGCCGGGCUAUCGGUGUCCCCGGCACAUUGGAAUCGUACAGUUUCCAACAUGUUCAAAAGUAGACUGAAGAUCAUGGGCCUCACCCCCGACCUGUUCCCGGAAACACCCCUGUUGCCGUCCCUGCCCGUGAUAUCGACGGCACGGUCCGGCCACGCUCAGCAGCCCCGGCGGCGCAGCAGCGGGUGUGAGAGCGCUGCCGGGCCUCGGCCGGUGCGCUCGGCCCCCGGGCCGGGCCCCAGCAGAGGCAGCAUGGAGGUGGGCAUGCGCGUGGUCCGCGGCCUCGACUGGAAAUGGGGAAACCAGGACGACGGCGAGGGCCACGUGGGCACCGUGGUGGAGAUCGGGCGGCAGGGCAGCACCACCACGCCGGACAAGACGGUGGUGGUGCAGUGGGACAGCGGCACGCGGACCAACUACCGCACCGGCUACCAGGGCUCCUUUGACCUGCUGCUUUAUGAUAACGCGCAAAUCGGCGUGCGUCACUCCAACAUCAUCUGUGACAGCUGCAAGAAGCACGGCAUCAUGGGAAUGCGAUGGAAGUGCAAAGUGUGCUUCGACUACGACCUGUGCACGCAGUGCUACAUGAACAACAAGCACGACCUCGGCCACGCCUUCGAGCGCCACGAGACGGCGCACUCCCAGCCAGUGAUCUUGGCACCGAGGCAGAACCUCCCGCGGAUCAUCCUCAAAGGAAUCUUCCAGGGAGUUAAAGUGGUUCGUGGACCUGACUGGGAUUGGGGCAACCAAGACGGCGGGGAGGGUAAGGUCGGGAAGGUAGUGGACAUUCGCGGCUGGGACACCGAGUCGGGUCGCAGCGUGGCCAGUGUGACCUGGUCCAACGGCACCACCAACGUCUACCGAAUGGGCCACAAGGGCAAGGUAGACCUCAAAUACGUGUCCGACGGCCAAGGAGGCUUCCAUUACAAAGACCACCUCCCAAAGCUCGGAGAGCACGCAGAGCUGCAGCGCCAGGAGAGUGCUGACAGACACUCCUUCCAGCAGGCCGACAAGGUCAAAUGUCUGUUGGAAGUGGAGAUCCUGCGACAGAUGCAGGAGGGUCACGGAGGGUGGAACCCCAAAAUGGCUGAGUACAUUUUCCGGCUCGGGACUGUUCAUAGAAUCACUGACCGAGGAGAUGUCAGAGUCCAGUACAGCAACAACAUCCGCUGGACGUUCCAUCCUGGGGCUCUCACCAAGGUGAACACUUUUGGAGUUGGCGAACUAGUCAGAGUAUUGGAGGACAUCGAGAGUGUGAAGAGACUGCAGGCUGGCCAUGGAGAGUGGACAGACAGCAUGGCUCCUGUGCUCGGCCAAGACGGCAAGGUGUUGAAAGUAUACGCGGAUGGCGACCUGCGGGUGGCGUUCGGAGGCCAGACGUGGACGUUCAACCCGGCGUGCCUCUCGGCCCAGAACGUGGAGGUGGAUGCCAACCUCAUGACGGCCGAGAACCCCAACGAAUCUGGAAGUACCGUCAUCUCGGUGUUGGAGAAGCUGCUGUCUCAGUCCACAGAGCAGGACAAUCCCAGCCGGCUGGUCAUCGAGGCCGCACACGGCAGUGCCAACAAAGUGCGCGAGUUGGUGCUGAAGUACCCCGACAAGGUGGAUAUAAAGAACCAGGGCAAGACUGCACUGCAGGUCGCUGCUCACCAAGGCCACAUGGAGGUGGUGAAGGCCCUGCUGCAGGCCAACGGCUCCAUCGAAGUCAAGGAUGAAGACGGAGACACAGCAUUGCACUACACUGCCUUCGGUAACCAGGCAGAUAUCACACGGCUGCUAUUGAGCAAAGGGGCAAACGUCAACCUCCUGAACAACUCCAUGUGCACGGCGCUCCACAUUGCCGUCAACAAGGGCUUCACCGACGUGGUGCGAGUGCUCACCGAACAUUCAGCUGACGUCAAUCUCCAGGAUUCAUAUGGGGACACGCCGCUCCAUGACGGCAUUGCGAAAGAUUUCCGAAAUAUCAUCGAGAUCCUGGUCUUGGUGCCCAACAUUGACUUCACACAGCAGAACCACAGAGGCUUCAACCUGCUGCACCAUGCCGCCCUCAAAGGACACAAACUGGCGACGGAGAAGCUCCUGGGCCGAGCGCGGCAGCUGGUGGACGUCAAGAAGGAGGACGGCUUCUCGGCGCUGCAUCUGGCCUCCCUCAACAACCACCGGGACGUCGCCGAGAUCCUCGUCAAGGAGGGCCGCUGCGAGAUCAACAUCCGCAACAACCGCAACCAGACGGCGCUGCAGCUGGCGGUCACGCAGGGCCACACCGACCUGGUGCAGCUGCUGGUGGCCGAGGGCGCCGACGUCAACAUGGAGGACGAAGACGGCGACACGGCCAUGCACGUGGCCCUGCUGCGCCCGCAGCUGGCCAGCGUCAUGCUCGGCCCCGCCGAGGAGAGCGCCGACGGCUGCUCCUCCACGUCGCUCUUCUGCAGGCUGAGCGCUUCGGGUCUCCUGGCGAACGGCGAGCUGAGCGUCGGCUCGGCCAUCGCUUGCUUUCUGGCGCAGGAAGGGGCCGACGUCAACUACGCCAACCACAAGGGGAAGAGUCCCCUGGACCUGGUGGCGGACAGCGCCAUGCUGCAGCUCAUCAAGAGCUUCUCGGAGAAACACAGGUUGCAGCGUCUGCAGGCCAUCACAUGUGGGCAGGGCCUGAGCAGCGCCAGCCUGCGGCGGGUCCACACGACGCCAAACACCAUGACCAACCUAGUUCUUCCCGCGCCGCCGGGGCCCAGCGAAUGCCUCAUCUGCUCCGAGCUGGCGCUGCUGGUUCUCUUCUGCCCCUGCCAGCACAGCGUGGCCUGUGAAGAGUGCGCCCAUCGAAUGAAGAAAUGCAUCAAAUGCCAGGUCACAAUCACCAAGAAAAUUCGACACGACCAAACGGAGGUGGACUGCAGCCCCGGCACGGAGAACUCUGAGCAGCACAACCUGCUGGAGCAGCUGCAGUCUCGCUACCGGCAGAUGGAGGAGCGCAUCACCUGCCCCAUCUGCAUCGACAACCACAUCAAGCUGGUCUUCCAGUGCGGACACGCCUCCUGCAUCGACUGCAGCGCCGCGCUCAAGACCUGCCCCAUCUGCCGGCAGACCAUCCGCGAGCGCAUCCAGCUGUUCGUCUGAGCCCCUAACGACCCAAAGAGGAAGUCCGACCUGGGGGGCGGGGGGGCAGCUGUGACCUUCAAAGACCCAGUGACUCACCUGCUCAUCCGUCCCCCCCCCCCCCUUAUUGAACACUCGCUCAGCCCCAUAGGUUGCGUCACCAUGAGCCGCUGUGUUACAUCUCUAAGAGUCCCCUGCUUGUUACAUGUUGACUAGUUCCCCCUCUCCAGCGGCGCAGGCAGGAACAUGUCGAUAACUUUCAACGCACAUGAUUUUUUGCGUUGUCAGAAGCACCGAGUUAAAGAUGCGAGUACUUCGAUUGGUAAACCGGGAGUGAAGAAGGAAUGAAUCCCCCCCCCCCCCCGCUCCCGCCCAGCCUCCACUUCCUGUAAUCUGUCCCAUUUUUGCUGCUUUUAAGUGGAUGUCUGUUACCCAUCAUCCUCUCUGGCUGUCCGGCCUCCCCUGUUUACAAGGCUGCGCUUGAAUCAGUCCCCCCCCCGCCCCCCCUCUCCCCUGUGAAUUCUGUUUUUUGCUCUCAUCUGUACCGACCUCUUAAUAAUCAGUGUUAGUCUCUGCAGAGGGAGUUGGUAUAACUAAAGGCUCUCUAUAUAGUCCCCAGCCACUCGCCUGUAUGCAAGGGGAAAUACACACUAUAUAUGCAUGACUAUAUGCAUAUUGUAAAGCUGAACAUGACUGUGUGUUACAUGGGUGAUUUGUCGUCGUUGUAUUAUUUCUCUCUGGUUAUUUGUGGAUUUUUUUAUUUUUAUGUAGCGAUCAGUACAGGUUUUUAUUUAUGGUGUUACAAAGUAAUGUCCUUUUUUUCCUUUUUUUCUUUUUCGGUUGAUGCUUGCUUGGCAAAAAUGUUUUUGUUGUUGUUUCUACUGAACUUCACCCCAAGCCCAUGUCCUCUACUCAGGGUAUCAGAUCAUUGAAAGCACUUGUGAUAUCCAUAACAGGUUAAAUAGUGCCCCCCCCUCCCCCACCACACACACACACACACGCACACACAGAGAAAUGGUCAUUAAAAGUGUGCACUAGUGAAUUCACUUGGUCAACCCUCCAAAGCUUCACUGUCAUUAGUGGAAUGAAUGUUUCUAGAAGAUUUUCUUUCAUUUUCCUCCUAAAAAACCGACUCAAAUCGAUGUCCUUGAAGCAUCCCGGGCGGCUCGUUUGAGAACCCCCGGUCUGUGUCACCUGACUGGGUGUAGGGACCCCCGGCGAGCAGCUGGGUACCCGUGUUUUGUUAUUUAUCCACCAGAUGCAUUGUAAGGUCGAGAAUUAGAAGGGCAACAAAAAAACUUGACCUCUAGUUCUACGUCUGCCCCCCUCUCUCUCUCCUCCCCCCUUUCUCCUGUGGAGUUCUGGAUUGUACAUCAUCUCCAUCCUUUUUAAAGUAUCGGUGUGUUUUCUUGAAGGGCUUACGCAUAUGGAAAGAAAAAAAAUAUCCUAUCUAUUUUAAUUGUUAUUUAAUUUUUUUAAAAACAAUUUUUAUUUUUUUAUUUUUUUUGUUUUUAUUAGAUUCCCCAAUUCUGGGAGAGCCAAUGUUUAAAGAUGUACAUUUGAAUGUCGGGGGGAAAAAAUGUAUCCUGUCUCGCUCUGCCUUUUUUUUUUUUUUUUUAUGCGUCAAGAAAAAAGAAAGAAAGAAAAGAAGUCGUACGAGAAGCAGCUGGAGAGACUGAGACGUGUGAGCUUUCAUUUGAAGAAAGAACUUCUACAUCUGUGCCAAAUCGCAUGAGGCAUGCACGCCCACUUUUAUCUAUUUAAACGCACUCUUGCCCCCCCCCCCCCCCCCGAGCUCAAAGGUGAGGGGUUCAAUUAUUUCCGCGGCGUGACGUCAACUAAAAGCAAAAAAAUAUAUAUAUUUAAUUUAGUUGGAGAAUCCGAAGUGUUUUCUCUGCACCCUCAGUUCCCAUGGCGACGUGGCGACGGCCUCCUGACUCGCUCUGAACCUCCUCGUGUUCUCAUUAAGAGUUACACAACGCUCACUUCCAAAAUGUUAUCAGUCCCAAUAUUGUCUGGAUAUAAAUAUGUACUUAUAUUUUGUGAGACAUUAUCAACCAAGGGAGUCGCAAAACCUUUUUCAAGGAUUGCCCGUUGGCGUCCCGAGUCGAGGCAAAGGCGAUAAUGUUUUAGAAAGAAAAGGGGGAAGAUGUUGGAGUUCUUUCUUCUUCUCCCCCUUGAGGAGGUCUCUGUGAUUCAUGUAUACAAACACAAAGCAGCACAUGUUACUAUUGGUGUUCUGAUGUUGGCCUUACUGUCCCAUUCCUCCUCUGUUGAUGUUUUUUUCAGUUAUAUUCUGUACGAAAAUAUUUUGCAAUAAAUAUGGAACUGUUUUAUAAGGACUCGA